Molecule: messenger RNA, 1971 nt
Organism: Conger conger (European conger)
Lineage: Eukaryota; Metazoa; Chordata; Actinopteri; Anguilliformes; Congridae
Product: Golgi reassembly-stacking protein 1-like
Exons: 11
Coding region: 109-1971 (620 amino acids)
Biological process (GO): Golgi organization
Cellular component (GO): Golgi apparatus
Molecular function (GO): protein binding
Source: RefSeq, a predicted model, not a curated record
AGCUGGGACAAUAUGACCACGGAGUCAUAAUUCGUUCUUCAUUAUUUCUUGAUUUACUUUAAUUUUUACCUUCCUAAAUCAUUGAAUAGCACACUACCCCAAGAAGCAAUGGGUUUAACGCAGAGCACAGAUGCACCAGCAGAGGGAACGGAUGGAUAUCACGUUCACGGGGUUCAAGAGAAUUCUCCCGCAGAAAAGGCCGGGUUGGAGCCCUUUUUUGAUUUCAUCAUAUCAAUCGGAAAUGCCAGGCUGAACAGGGAGAAUGACAUGCUGAAGGAUCAGCUCCAGGCUAACAUAGAAAAUCCCGUGAAGAUGGAGGUCUACAGCACCAAAGCCAUGAGUGUUCGUGAGCUGGAGGUGGUGCCUAGUAACAUGUGGGGUGGACAGGGUCUGCUGGGGGCCAGCGUCAGGUUCUGCAGCUUCCAGGGAGCCAAUGAAAAUGUCUGGCAUGUCUUGGAUGUGGAUCCUAAUUCUCCCGCUGCGAUCGCAGGACUGCGGGCACACACCGAUUUCAUAGUUGGAGCAGACCAGGUUUUACAAGACUCGGAGGACUUCUUCUCCCUGAUCGAGGCCCAUGAGGGGAAGCCCCUAAAGCUGCUGGUUUACAACACAGAGACGGACCAGUGCAGAGACGUGCUGGUCACGCCCAAUGGUGCCUGGGGAGGAGAGGGCAGUUUAGGGUGUGGAAUCGGAUAUGGGUACUUGCAUCGCAUCCCAAAUCGGCCAGUCACCCCGAAGACGAGUACAGCAUCGACACCUUCUCCCCUCCCUGAAGAAAACGCCACCCCAGGAUUACCAACAAAUGGAUAUACUGAGGUCUCCCUGAUGGCUGCCUCAGGCCAAGUUGAGAAGGCUGAAAUGGCCAUGGAAAAUGAACCAGUCAAUCUUCCUGAUCCACUCCUGGACUGCUCCCUGCCACCCCCGAUCCAAAGGGUCACGGAUCCAGGUUUCUCUGAGCUCACAGAAGGCCCCAUCGCUGAGCUCUCAGAAGCGGCAGACAGGCUGGACUUGUCGGUCUCAUCCAUCGACAUGACCAAAACAUCUCUGCUCAUCGAGGACGGGGGCAGUGACGACAUCUCCGGUGUGGAAGAACUGGCUUCAUCACUACAGGAGAACCUAAUGGACCUGGAGUGUGAGGAAGCAAGUGCUGAGCUAGCAGUGGACCCCGCCCCGUUGUCUGUACAACCCUUCCCUGAUACCGCAGAUGUGUCCCUCCCAGCUGACUCACCCGCCCUGCCUGUUGACUUAUCAGUGUCGGUCGACGCCUCUUCUCUCGUGCCUGACUUGUCAGCUGCAGCUGCUGACUCCCAGCCAGCUGACCCCACCCCCCUCUCAGUUGAGUCUCUCUCUCCACCUGCUGAUGACUCCACUCUGCUGAUGGACUCCUCCCCUCCACCUGAUGACUCUGUCCUGCUCACUGACCCCUCCCCUGUGAUAGCUGACCCCUCCCUUGUGAUGACUGACUCCUCCCCUGCGAUAGCUGACCCCUCCCCUGCGAUGACUGACUCCUCUCCCCUGACCACUGACCCCUCCCCUCUGAUCCCUGACCCCUCCCCCCUGAUCAUUGACCCCUCCCCCCUGAUCCCUGACCCCUCCCCCCUGAUCCACUCCCUGCCUGCUGACCUCACCCUGCCCACUGACAGCGCCUCUCUACCUGCUGACUCCUCCCCCAUAAGCGUCAUCGCUGAUGUCACAGACAAGCCUGGCCAGUCAGAGGACUCUGCUGCAGCUGAAGCACAUACUCUACAGGCUCAGAAUGCAGAGCUCAGUGAGCCCACUGCGGACUCCAUUACCCAGCGGGAGGAGGAGGAGGAGCAGCUCCACGCAGGGUUUGGGUGGGCCCUCUGCGGCACUGCUCUCGGGACCGGGAUGACGAGGUUGGAGGUCCGAGCAGGAGUCGGGGGGGGGACGACGGGCGAGGCGGCAGGACUCUCGUCCCCCCCCGGGGCUCACGAGGACUUCUGUCUGUAG